CAUGCGCAUGCGACCCCGGAGACUGGAAGAGCGCUUACGGGUGCCGGCAAGGGCCGAACAUGGCGGCGGUGGCCGCAGCUGCGGGGUCGGGCGCAGGAGCGGCCGCAGGAACGGCGGGUGGGAACGCCUACAGCCUGGGCUUAGCCAACGAGCGCCUGCGGUUGCUGGAGGAGCUGGAGCGCGAGAUCGGGACGGCGCUGCAGAGCGCGGGCACGGUGAUCCUGGAGCUGUCCAAGGAGAAGCCCAACGAGCGCCUCUUGGAGCGACAGGCGUCGCAGUUCGUCGCCUCCGUCCAGAAGGUGGAGUCGGAGCUCUCCGCCCAGAUCCGCUACCUCACGCAGGUGGCCACCGGGCAGCCGCACGAAGGGUCCAGCUACUCUGCCCGCAAGGACUGCCAGAUGGCGCUGAAGCGUAUCGAUUACGCCCGCGUCAAGCUGGGAGAAGUCUCUCGGACGUGCGAGCAAAUGCUGGAGCAGUAGGCUGAGAAACUGGGCCCCGGGUUGGACCCUCCUGGACAUCAACAGAGGGUGUAUUAUUCGUGGACAAAGGGCCUGUGUGUGCAGUGAAGAGACCUCUGUGGCAAGGGCGAUCACGGGAGCUUCCCUUGGGUCCACUGGAAUGCCCUGGGCUUGGAAAGGGCACCCAGCGCACAGCAGGAGGCGCCACAAGAUAAGAAUCGUGGCUUGUGCUUGCCUGAAACUGCCUGCUGGCCCUGAGCCUCCCUUGGGACUAGCCAAGACAGCCUUCAUCCCACCUGGUGUCAUCCAGAUGUAUUGCUGCAUGAGGCUGAUGGGAGUUGGAGCCCAAAACAUCUGGAGGGCACCAGGUUGGAGAAGGCUGAUCAAGACUGCAAACCUUAGCAACCUUGUGUGCACAGAUUUCGUAUUACCCUGAGCCAGCUCUGACAUGUGACAACAUGACUUGACAUUACUUCUUUAAAAAAUCUCUGUGGGCCUUAGCUGGGUCACCUCUGCAACGUGCUUGGAGCAUUGCUGUAUACCAGAAACGAUAUGCCAUAAACAUGUAUUUUGUGUACACAA
This is a messenger RNA of Rhineura floridana, 1040 nucleotides long. RefSeq names its product mediator complex subunit 11 (gene MED11). Gene Ontology annotation, cellular component: mediator complex. The coding region runs from base 60 to 479 and encodes 139 amino acids. The record is from RefSeq and is a predicted model, not a curated record. The transcript has 3 exons. Gene Ontology annotation, molecular function: transcription coregulator activity. NCBI's taxonomy places the organism in Eukaryota, Metazoa, Chordata, Lepidosauria, Squamata, Rhineuridae. Gene Ontology annotation, biological process: regulation of transcription by RNA polymerase II.